CUUCAGGAGGAGCUAAAGUGCUAUUUCCUCCAUUUGAAGAAACGGUAGUGAUGCAGAUAAAGGAGGGAAAACUAACCGAGAUGAAGAUGAUCUCCAGGAUCCUGCUGCUCCUCAUCCUCAGCUCAUGUCUCUGUGCAGCAACAUUUGUAGUGAAUGUGAAACAGAGCAGCUAUCAGGCAGAGGAGAACCACAGCAUCACUCUGGAGUGGACCUUCACCACCAAGACUCAGGGAUCCUGGAAGAAUCUGUUCAUCAUCUGUGAUUUUAGAUCAUCAGUAAAGUCAGGGGUAACAAUAUAUGUUCAUCAUGAUGGUGAUGAGUUUCCAGAGUCUCAGCAUGAACAGUUUUCAGGACGAGUCCAGAUUGACAAAGACGUCCUCAGAGAAGGACGAAUCAGAUUCCAUGUGUCCAGACUGAGGACUGAAGACUCUGGUCUGUAUCUGUGUGACGUGAAAACUGAAGAUGGAUCCAGUAAUGCAGAAUGUCGACUCAACGUUACUGGUAAAAAUGGAGCCCAAGGCAACUUGACUGGUCCUGGAGGACCUGAUCCUGGAGUUACUGUUGGUGUUGGUGUUUUAGCACUCAUCAUCCUCAUCUUCAUCAUAAUCUAUGUUGUACGUCGCCACAGAGUUAAAAAAUUUUUCCAUGCUGGAACAACAAGUCUCAAAACGACAAUGGGAGAAAUGAUGAAGAUCACAAAGAAAAUGGCAAAGAUUUGAAGCUGAACUAAUAUCUUUUCGGGACCUGGAACAACCAAACCAAAGUGUCUGAAUUCAUCAUUCUGACCUGAAAUCUCCUUCAUAUCACUUGUUGGUAUAAAAACUGUUACAUGUAUCGAACUGUGAAUAAUAAUGAAAAAAACUGUCUGACUUAAACCCAAAAGCAAAUCUUCAUAUUAGAUCAAAGAUUUAAUAAUCUUUUCUUGAGAUAAAAAAAGGAUGAAGAAUCAUGUAAAUUAAAAAAGAACAUUUUAUGUCCAUAACUGUUUCUGUAGUUUAGAGUCUCUUACUCAGCUUUUGAAAACUGAUUUUUCUUGAAAAGUAUUUUUUAAUACAUGCAAAAGUUGACAGACUUGAUCUCCAGCUUGUUCCUACAAAAGGUUUUUAAUUUAAUUUCUGUCAGUGAAUCUUAUUUUUAAUGCUCACACUCUUUUUACAUAACCAAAUAUUUAUGGAUGUUAUUAUGACCUGCUGUCUAGUUUUUCAGUUUUUUAAAAUCUUCUAGUUGGAAGUUGUUCAUUUGUCCUAGACACUAUUGUUAGAGCCAUAAAUAGGAAAUAUUUAAGUUAUUUGUAUGAUGAUUUGUUUUUUAUUUUAUUAUAUUUAGUAAGAAGACUGAUAUUUGUUCAGGCCAUUUUUAUUGUGAAAUUUAGAUUUAUUUUGAAAGGCUUGCUUCUUGUCAGGCCAUAUAUUGUAUUAGAAAAACUUGACGGAUUACCAAGACAUGGAGCAAUACAGUUUUGACCGUGUAAUCUGUGUAUAUUUUGGAAAAGGAAAAAGAGAAAUUGUAAAACUGAU
Messenger RNA from Xiphophorus maculatus (southern platyfish), 1517 nucleotides. RefSeq lists its product as uncharacterized. NCBI's taxonomy places the organism in Eukaryota, Metazoa, Chordata, Actinopteri, Cyprinodontiformes, Poeciliidae. Bases 51 to 719 code for a protein of 222 amino acids. The transcript is spliced from 7 exons. Gene Ontology annotation, cellular component: external side of plasma membrane. Gene Ontology annotation, biological process: cell surface receptor signaling pathway; T cell costimulation; positive regulation of T cell proliferation. The record is from RefSeq and is a predicted model, not a curated record.